This is a messenger RNA of Moneuplotes crassus, 1150 nucleotides long. NCBI's taxonomy places the organism in Eukaryota, Ciliophora, Spirotrichea, Euplotida, Euplotidae. The record is from the annotation of a GenBank genome assembly.
UUGAGUUUGAGUGAAAUUUUUGUGGUGACACAGGGUUGGUUUAAUGUUGUUGUUAGAUAGGCAUAUCUAAUUAUAAAGCUGGGAAUUCAUCAUCAUUUGCAACAAACUUCUUUCUGCCUCCUCUGGAGGGUUUAUGAGGCCCUUCGUUGUCUCUUUGGUGUCCUCUGUAGCCACCUCUACCUCUGCCUCUUCCUCUACCUCUUCUCUCAAAUGAUUCUUCUGGUUCAUCACCAAUAGCUUGGAAACCGACUUCAAUAUCUCCGCUCACUCCGCUCAUAGCGUAAGCUUCAUGACUUUUGAUAUUUGACUUUACUUGCUUCACUCCAGUGUUAGUUUUCUCGUAUUUCUGAAUAUUUGAUACCUUAAUUUCCUCAGGCUUUCUCGCUUUUCCUUUCUUUAAAGUGCUCCCUUCGGACUUCUUUUGAGCAAUGUAUUCACUAUAGGUCAAGUUAUUGACCUCCUCCUCUUCCUUUUGCUCUUCUUCAUGAUGUUUUUGAUCUUUUUCAUAAUGUUUUUGAUCAUCUUCAACAACUUCAGUCACAGCUUCAGCAGCAUCUUCAGCUCCCAUAUGCUCAAGCUUCUUGUCUUGGUCAGGAUUUCCCCAGCCUCCUUUACCUGCGCCACCUUUCUUUACUUCCUUACCAUGUCCAGUACCUGACCUCUUAUCGUAAUAUCUCUUUUGGUCAUAAUGUCCUUCCUCUUGUGUUUGCUCUUCAGUAGCACCAGCUUCAUCUUUUACAUUCUCUCUUGUGGCGAAUUUUGAGUAAGUAUCUCUUGGGCCAGUAUAAUCUUUGUUAUAACCUCCUCUACCUCUACCUCUGCCUCUUCCAAAGCCUCUUUCUCCUCUUGGUCUGUGCUCGCCGUCAUGACCGCCUCUUCCUCUGCCGCCUCUGCUACCUCUGGCUCUGCCUCUGGUACCUCUACCUCUGGUUUCUUUGGGUUUGUUCGUAGUAUAGUCAAAAUCACCAUCUUCAGCUCUUCUACUACCAACGACCUGUCUGGCGUCAUCCUUUUGCUUUUUGGCUGGCUUCUUGUCUGCUUUCUUCUUAGACUCUACAGCCGUGUACUCAUCCUCGCUAUCACUAGCAAAGGCUGCGAACAUAUUAACCUUAGACAUUUCUAGAUACGAUUAUAAAUGAUUAUAUCUUAU